UGACGUUUUGAUACAAACGAACGUAAAGUUUGAAAAGGAUUAUUGGAUAAUUAUAAUCUUCGGAAAUUAAUUCAAACUUACUGGAUUAUGUAGCCACCAUACUUAAUAUAAAAAGGUACUAAGCCAGGUAAACACGCCAGAGACACCUCCGGGGGAGGUGAUGGGAGUCAGGAUUCCCCGUUACCAAAGAGGUCACCUAAAAGUUCAACUUCCAAAAGAGCUGAUGAGGCAGCAGAGACUGCACUAGAGGGCAGAGGUUCAGAUCCACAGGAUAGUUCAACUAGUGAAAAGGAAAAUAUUUCUCAAAUGUCUGGCAAAGCUAAGGUGAAGUCUAAAAAAUCUGAAGAGAACCAACCAGCGGAGGCUUUAAUGACAUCAAGCCAGCAGUCUCCUGUGUCUAUGGAUCAAAGGAAGUUAGAACCCCUGACUCCAUUAGUUAUCAGUGAGAACCAUGAUCUCUCCAUCAGCCAGCACAAACCACAAGCCACAUCCACACCUGCAGCUAAUGGGCAGCUUCGGAGUCCACCUCUCAGUCCAGACUCAGGCACAGAUCAGAGUGAUGAUGAGGCUCUGUCCCCCACUGACCAGCAGCUCCCAAGUCCCUCAGCUUCUCUCAACUCCACCUCCACCACCAGUAGCUUCAAGCGGAACCACUCGUGCUUAAUGCACUCACUGACUGGGAUGUGUUUCCCCUGGUCUACCAGCAGCAGUAAACAGGAUUCCCUUGACUCAAGAAAAUCCGAGCCCAACUUUGGACGUUUCUACAACACAAGUUAUCUAGGCAUGGGACGGCCAGCCUAUGUCAAGGGUGCUGCCCUGAACCCUAAAGAGAAACAAAAGGCAGUUAGUGGAUCUCAUUUCCAUCGCCCUGCAAACUUCACAUAUUCAAAAGAGCCUCCAGAUUUUCUUAGGAAGAAAGCUUCUGGGAUGGCUGCACUUGCGUCAGGUCAGCGUCGUGUUGUCAAGGUGAGGCGCAGCUCAUCCCCAGCUGACCUCCGAGCCCAAGAGCCCAUCCGCAUGAGUAUGUUUCCUAGUGCCAAACCAAAGCUGCCAAAUGAGCCAGAUAAAAUUGAGAGGGACGACUGGCCAGCACCUGCUUCACCUGCAGCUAUCUUACCUGAAAUUUUAAGACAACGUAGACGAAGUAGAGGUGAGAAAGAUGAAGAUGAUGAUGAUGACGAGGUCCAGGAAGAUCCAAGAAUCAAGCGUGAGCUGGAGGAGAUAUCUAAGAUAAAAAAUGAGAGCGGCAUCGGUCAGGUGAUCUACAAGGAGUUGGAUAAGCUUAAAGCCAAACCUCACAUGCCUCUAGAUCCAUGGAAGGCAUCGCGAGCUCCCAGUGCCAAGUUUGAGCCGAGGUACCGGACCAGGUACCAGUCACCCAUGUUUGCCUCGCCAUCUCGUUUCCUGGACAGACCACGAUAUGCCUGGGAUGACAGUGACAUUAGAACCUACAGAUCUGCUUCAACAUUGGCCAACCUACCCACACCCAAACCUGGUUAUGGCCCAUCAUAUCUGGCACCAAGAGCUGCUACCCUGCCUUUAGCUGGAGCUUAUGGAGCUAGAGUUGACUUUCGAUAUUUUGACUUUGGUGAAUCAGAUGGAAGAGAGAGAUCUACUCAUACUUCAUCCUCCACUCUCACAGGGGACACUAGCUCUAGGAGGCAUGACUGGUCAUCUAGUGCUCAUGAUGGACCAACAAUAUCUUUACUCCAACUCCAGAAAAAUACCUGGCACACAGAGAUAGAGCCAACAAUUUACCCUUAUGAAAAGCUAAAAAUAACAAAUUUUGAUCUGCCUAAAGAUGUGGACACAAAUCACUUAGAAAUCCAUUUGUCCAAUCAAGAGUUUGAGAAUUUGUUUGAAGUUCCCAGGGAAAAGUUCUACAAAAUGGCAGAGUGGAAGAGGAAUGAUAUAAAGAGAAAGCUACACUUAUAUUAAUUCUGUAGUCUUUAGGUUUUUAAUUAUUCUCAUUCAAGAUGAUUUCUUGUACAAAGAAAAGAAUCUUUCUAAAAAUAAAUACAUGUACUAUAAAUCACAGAAUUUAAACUAGAAAAUUGCAUAAACAGGGUUGAUUGCUGAUAUAAUUUGAACACAUUUUGUACACAGUCAUGUUGUAUAAUAUUUUUUUGACCUGUUUUUUGAGGAGAAACUGAACUUAGAACUUGUAGAUUCACUUUUUGUUUGACUUACUGAAACAGUGCAUCUGUUACAGUUACUGAAAUAGCGCAUCUGUUACAGUUACUGAAAUAGCGCAUCUGUUACAGUUACUGAAACAGCGCAUCUGUUACAGUUACUAAAACAGUGCAUCUGUUACAGUUACUGAAACAGCGCAUCUGUUACAGUUACUAAAACAGUGCAUCUGUUACAGUUACUGAAAUAGUGCACCUGUUACAGUUACUGAAACAGUGCAUCUGUUACAGUUACUG
Messenger RNA from Physella acuta, 2426 nucleotides. Its product is annotated as dematin. Gene Ontology annotation, biological process: cytoskeleton organization; lamellipodium assembly. The record is from RefSeq and is a predicted model, not a curated record. Gene Ontology annotation, cellular component: actin cytoskeleton. Lineage: Eukaryota; Metazoa; Mollusca; Gastropoda; Physidae. Gene Ontology annotation, molecular function: actin filament binding.